Oreochromis niloticus (Nile tilapia) is the source of this 1146-nucleotide messenger RNA. Its product is annotated as sodium/calcium exchanger 2-like. Gene Ontology annotation, cellular component: postsynapse; sarcolemma; axon. The record is from RefSeq and is a predicted model, not a curated record. Gene Ontology annotation, molecular function: calcium:sodium antiporter activity. The transcript has 2 exons. The annotation marks the transcript as partial. Gene Ontology annotation, biological process: calcium ion import across plasma membrane; sodium ion transmembrane transport. Lineage: Eukaryota; Metazoa; Chordata; Actinopteri; Cichliformes; Cichlidae.
GUAAAAAAUAUCACUGUGUGUUUGGCUCCUCCAGGUGAUGGCGAUGAUGACGAGGAGGAAGGUCGUGAGGAGCGCCUUCCAUCUUGUUACGACUACGUCAUGCAUUUCCUCACCGUCUUCUGGAAGGUUCUGUUUGCCUGCGUCCCGCCAACAGAGUACUGGAACGGCUGGGCCUGCUUCUUCGUGUCCAUCAGCGCCAUCGGGCUCCUCACCGCCAUCAUCGGGGAUUUGGCAUCGCAUUUCGGCUGCACCGUGGGGCUGCGGGACACUGUGACCGCCGUGGUGUUUGUGGCGCUGGGAACUUCCAUUCCAGACACCUUUGCUAGCAAAGUGGCUGCCAUACAAGACCAGCAUGCCGACGCAUCGGUUGGAAAUGUCACUGGCAGCAACGCAGUCAACGUGUUCCUGGGGAUCGGAGUGGCAUGGUCAGUGGCCGCCGUGUACUGGAGAAUUAAAGGAAAGGAGUUCCGGGUGGAUCCUGGAUCACUGGCGUUCUCCGUCACGCUCUUCACCAUCUUCACGUUCAUCUGCAUGUCCGUGCUAUUGUUCAGACGCCGGCCCUCCAUCGGCGGAGAGCUUGGCGGCCCGAAAGUGUCCCGCCUCCUGACCACCCUCCUGUUCCUGGGUCUGUGGUUCCUCUACAUCCUCUUCUCCAGCCUAGAGGCCUACUGUCACAUCAACGGCUUUUAAAGAGGAGAUGAAGAAUGUUCCAGAAGAAUUUUGCACAGCAGCACACACAAAAUCGUUGACUCUCAGUCCAUUUAGUCCACGGUUUAACACAAAACAAGUGUAAGAUUCAUCUGGUUAAUAGGGCUUCAGAUACAUGUUCACAAACACUACAUUUAAGCAUGUGUAAACAGCGCAUUUUAAACACAUUCAUUGUUACUUGGAAGAUGAGGGUUAAGAGGAAGUAUUUUUGGAGGGUGAGAGCGUGAAAACGAAAGGUUACUGCGGAUAGUUAACGGGGAGCAGACGGAGAGUGACAGAGAAUGACUGUGACGGGAGAUUCAGAGGUGAAAAGAAGGUCAGGUCAGUCAGAGGAGUGCUGCUUUAUUCACUUUAAAGCCAGGUGUGUUUAUUUUGGGUUGAGGAGCUCACUUCCAGGAUCAGACCACUGAGACGGAUCACAAACCUGUGAGCAUUGAA